Messenger RNA from Xyrichtys novacula (pearly razorfish), 1548 nucleotides. Lineage: Eukaryota; Metazoa; Chordata; Actinopteri; Labriformes; Labridae. The record is from the annotation of a GenBank genome assembly.
AUGACCCCAAUCCUACCAAGAGCACUCAAUAAAAUACUGCAAGACACCCUAGAUGUUACAGGUGCAGAGCUCAUGCGCAGCAGAGUGGAGGAGGAACUCAGACAGGAAGUGAGAGACGAAAUGCUCAGCACCAUGAGAGAUGAGAUGCAGAGGACCACCAGAGGCUCCACCGUCAACUAUACGGAUAACACGGACGCCAGUGAAGCCAUGGCCCGACCCACUGCCACCCUAGAGGAACAGCAGCGUAUGACGAACGAAAAAAGGGUGAGUGCACCUCUCAGCCACCAUCACUUCACACGCUCAAAAGCCAUGUUACCUCCAGCAUAUCCAGACGCAGCUACAGCACACCACAGCUCCUCCGCUUUCCCUCUGGUUGAAUCCAGUGGUGGACACAAAAUCUAUAAACCAUUCGCUGUUAGCGAUACACAAACCAUCAGUGAUAAGCUGCCCCCCAUCUCUGAGGGAGGCAACUUAUGGCUGGACAAAUUGGACUGCCUGACUAAAGGCCAAGAUCUAGCCCUCGGCGAUUUCAGGGCUAUUCUCGCGCUCUGUGUCACCCCUACCGAACUCAGGGACAUCGAAACCUGUGCAGGCACCAUUUCCUGCAAUGAUGACAGGCAGCUAGUCACAGUAAUUAGGGCUCUGCGUAACGAGCUCCGUUCCAAAUACCCGCUUCCCAACGGUCCAAUGAUCCCCAAGUUCUCAUGGGACAAAAGUCUCUCUCCUAGCGAGUAUCUAGCCCAGUGCAAGGAACAAUGGUCCAAAUACACAGGGGUUCACCCCAGUAAGGGCCAGGAACAUUGGUUUAGAGAUGCUGUAAUUAAAGGUGUUCCAGCAGACGUUAGAGAACACUUGGAAAACAGCCCAGACCUUCCGGGCUCAACCUGCCUGGUGUGGGAACGACAUCUCAAACACCACCUACAGAGAGCGAAAGACAGAGCUGACAAAGCAGGUGAUGAUGACAAAGACAUGCAGAGACAACUUAUGAAGCUGCAGCUCACCCAGGCUCGGAGAAAUAUCACUGAGGGUAAGAAAGAUCGUAAUACAGAUAAAAUUAUGAUUGCCGCUGCCUCUAACGACCCACAGAUUUCACCUGACAUGUACCCAGUGCCCCAGCGGGCAGAUUGUUCUCCCUAUUCUCCUCCCACAGAUCAAUCUCAGGGUUCGUGGGGCAGAGGACGUGGAGCGAGGUCUGGUGGACCCUACAGGGGAGGAGGUUUCCAGGGCAACAGGAGAUUUCGUAACAACGGCCCUCCCCGCCAGGGCGGUUACUGGAAUCAGGCACAAACAGCACCUACACGCAACAACGCCUGCCACUCCUGCGGCAUGAAUGGACACUGGUGGCGUGAAUGUCCAAACUAUCCACCAAACCCUCCGCAGCAACACAGCUACCCGAUGCGUGGCAUGGCCCGUGGACCACCUCCGCUGAGACAGGGAGGACCACCCCCACAACAGCAGCAGCAGCAGCAGGCCCACCAGUUUCCAGUCGCAGUCACUGCCUGGGACCAGACCUGGGAGGCUCAGGACGCCUACCAGUAUCCUCAAUGA